CUCACCAGCUGGCAGCCUCGGCGACCAUGCUAGGCUCGCGUGGCCCACUACUGCGCCCGGGCCUCGGCCUGCCAGGGCGCCCGUGUGGAUCGGCCGGGCCUCGCAAGCGAUGGCGGCCGCUGCGGUGCUGUUGGGUGCAGGCACCCCUCCCACAGGUGGCGGGGCCAGGGGCAGCGGGUCCCCACCGGGCAGCUGGGCCAUGACGCAGCUGGAGGGCCGCGAGUUCGAGUACCUCAUGAAGAAGCGCUCGGUGACCAUCGGGCGCAACUCGUCGCAGGGCUCGGUGGACGUGAGCAUGGGCCACUCGAGCUUCAUCUCGCGGCGCCACCUGGAGAUCUUCACGCCCCCGGGCGGCGGCCAUGGCGCGGCCGCCCCAGAGCCCGCGCAACCCCGGCCGGACGCGGGCGGCGACUUCUACCUGCGCUGCCUCGGCAAGAACGGCGUGUUCGUGGACGGCGUGUUCCAGAGGCGCGGGGCGCCGCCGCUACAGCUGCCGCGCGUGUGCACGUUCAGGUUUCCGAGUACAAACAUCAAGAUAACGUUCACAGCCUUGUCCAGCGAGAAGAGAGAGAAGCAGGAAGAGCCCGAGUCACCAGUGAAGCCUGUGCAGCCACACAUCUCACCCCUGACCAUUAGCAUUCCGGACACCAUGGCCCACCUCAUCAGCCCCCUUCCCUCCCCUACUGGAACCAUCAGUGCUGCAAACUCCUGCCCAUCCAGUCCUCGGGGAGCAGGGUCUUCAGGGUACAAAAUGGGCCGUGUGAUACCAUCUGACCUCAAUUUAAUGGCUGACAGUUCACAGCCAGAAAAUGAAAAGGAAGCUUCAGGUGGAGACAGCCCAAAGGACGAUUCAAAGCCACCUUACUCCUAUGCACAGUUGAUAGUACAAGCAAUUACAAUGGCUCCUGACAAACAGCUCACCCUCAAUGGAAUCUAUACACAUAUCACGAAAAAUUACCCGUACUACAGGACUGCAGACAAGGGCUGGCAGAAUUCAAUUCGCCACAAUCUGUCUCUGAAUCGUUAUUUCAUCAAAGUGCCGCGUUCCCAGGAAGAACCAGGCAAAGGCUCCUUCUGGAGGAUAGAUCCUGCCUCCGAGAGCAAGCUGGUAGAGCAGGCUUUUAGGAAGAGACGGCCUAGGGGCGUGCCUUGCUUUAGAACCCCCCUGGGACCGCUCUCCUCUAGGAGUGCCCCGGCUUCUCCCAACCAUGCAGGAGUGCUGUCUGCUCACUCCAGUGGCGCCCAGACCCCUGAGAGUCUGUCAAGGGAAGGUUCCCCGGCCCCCUUGGAGCCUGAGCCUGGCGCCUCACAGCCCAAACUUGCCGUCAUCCAGGAGGCACGGUUUGCCCAGAGUGCACCAGCAGGGUCACCUCUCUCUAGUCAGCCCGUCUUAAUCACUGUCCAGCGGCAGCUACCCCCAGCGAUUAAGCCUGUCACCUACACUGUUGCAGCCCCAGUGACCACCUCCACCUCUCAGCCACCCGUCGUGCAGACGGUACAUGUUGUCCACCAGAUACCAGCAGUAUCAGUCACCAGUGUGGCUGGACUGGCCCCAGCAAACACAUACACAGUUGCUGGACAAGCUGUGGUCGCUCAGGCUGCGGUGCUGGCCCCACCUAAGGCAGAACCCCAAGAGAAUGGUGACCACAAAGAAGUCAAAGUGAAAGUAGAGCCUGUUCCUGCAAUUAGCCAAGCCACACUAGGCGCUGCCAGCCGAAUCAUCCAGACAUCACAGGGCACCCCUGUCCAGACAGUCACCAUAGUACAGCAGGCGCCUCUAGGUCAACACCAGCUUCCUAUAAAAACUGUAACACAAAAUGGGACUCACGUGGUGCCAGUUCCCACAGCGGUGCACAGCCAGGUGAACAAUGCAGUGGCGAGUCCUCUCCAUAUGUUGGCAACCCAUGCAUCAGCAUCAGCGUCCCUACCCACAAAGCGCCAGAAUGGUGACCAAGCAGAGCAGCCAGAGCUCAAGCGGAUCAAAGGGGAGGAGAGAGAGAGCAUUGUCAUCGCCCUGAGCGUAGAUGCGCCACCAGCAGUCGUGAGAGAGAAGGGCAUCCAGAACUAGCUGCCAGGAGAUCUUUUCUUAUGUCAGACAUCAAUUUCGUGGUGCCAAAAGGAGACGCUGCCUCUCACCCAGGCGGGAGCGCAUCCUCUCAGUGGGUCAAGGGCCCUGCGGUUGGACUUCCCUUCUCAGCACUGAAACAUGAACCCAGGUGGCCUUAGAACUCCUUAAAGACAGAAGCUACACUUGAACAGACCCACAGAGCGCUGGUUCCAGAGGUGGCGUCUCCCACAGAGCGCUGGCUGGGCUCAUCUUUUAUUACACGCAAGAACUCCAGGCCCUGAAGGACCACCAAGCCUCCUGAAGAUGCAGCACAUGCUGCAGGCAGAUCUUACUGGGCUGGCUCUUCUCUAGGGGACAGCCAGAGCCACCCGCUGCCCUCCCAGGACCCACUGGCUGCGGCUGAGAGACAGGACAGUAUUUUGUUGUCACACGUGGAAUUAGAAUACUUUGAGGUGUACUUCCUUUACAAAAUAAUGGGGUCUUUGACAUUUCACAUCACUCCAUUUCUACUCUGGAAAUGUUAGAUUCAUUUGGGGGGAAGAGCGUCAUUCUGUUUGUUUCUGUGGUUUGUUUUCAGCCCAUGGAAUGGUUGCUCUUGACUGUCCUGCCGGCGUGGAGGUGGCACUCCUUUAGGACCUCUGCCCAUUGCUGUUUAGAGCAGUUACCUGAUGAAUUUGACCCACCCUGUGCCAGUAUGUAGGCUGCACGGACCUGCUCUUACUCGGGGCCUUUGUCUGUUUCUUUCUGUUAACUUUGUCCCUGGCAUAACUUCCCACUCUAGUAAAACCAGUCUCCUAUGUAUUGUGUAUGCUUGAAGUGACAGAGCCAGGCUUUCGUUACAUACCCUUCCAGACCAAGGUCAUAGAUCUCUCCUGGGGUCUAUUAUGUCCUAGGAGUCUUAGGGGUCGGCACUGGCUUCUAGUGUCUUGACCUGCUGUCUGCAUAGCAUACCCGUGGCCAGAGCUGUGGGGGAGAAGUUGCCAGUUAACUGGAGGGUCUUGGAAGUGUCAGAAGCCUCCAGGCCAUUUUCUGAUUCUCAGUAGGUGUUUCUGGCCUUCCAGAAUGAAGCCCCAAGGCUGACUUCUGUCCUAUAGUAAAGAAAACUGAGAGGGACGGGUGAGGAGAGGUGGGAGGCGGGCAACCCCUCCACUCAGCAGUACCACCCACUUUUCCAGAGUGUUGUGGGAUUAGAGCUGAGCAGCAGACAGAGCACAUUAGCCUCAUUGUGAGUUUUUUAAUGUCAUCAUCAUAACGUUAUUUAUUUAAAUGUAGUUAUUUUGGUAUUUAAUUUUUUUUUAAAGAGAGGGGAAAACCCUGUAUUUUUCCUGGUAGAAUGAAAUGGCUCAGAAUGGUAUGGCUCAGAAUGGUAUAUUUAGGCAAUUUAAGAAACAUUUAUUAUUUACAUAAAGACCAAAUAUGAUAAGUCUGUUCUAAGUAUUGCGUGUCACCCACAGUAUGGAGCUGUCACAAUGUUACUGCAGAUGAUGCGUGUUGAAAUUAUGGAGUUACCGCACACUAGCUGGAUUUAUAACUCAGCCACUUACAAUAAAGGUGAGACGUCACGUGAGUGAGACAAUGUGUGUGCCCGGAGCAGGGUCUGAUUUUGGACUGUAGUCUGGGGACGACAGCCUGGUGGGGCCAGAGCCCCUCCGAACGGCAGGCUGCCUCCUCCCUCGCUUUGCAGGUACCGUGAAUGUGUAUUUCUUAUUGUAGAGGUUUGCAAUUUGCAAAGUACUUUAGGUUGUGCUGUGCCCUGCACAUGGGUCCUGACUCUGGGCCUCUGCUAACAUGCGCUGGAGGGGGACCACCCUGGCGGGGAACUGGGCUGAGGCUGUACCAGCUGGACAUGCUAUGCUGUGCAUCUAGAGACUUGAAUGUGUAGCAUGCUUGCCCAGGACUUGGGGCAGAUGUUCCCCGUGUGAGGGGAGCCAGCAGACUGAUCGCCUCUGAGCUCCAGACAGACCAUAUGGGUCUGGAAGGGUUUCUUUGGGACCGUAGAUAAUAGCCAACUCUCCAGUCUUGAGGAUGGAGGGCAUCCUUGUCUCUGAAGGCUGCAUUUGUGGUCUCAGUGAAGUAUGUCCUUGCGGCCACAGGCACACGCUCGGCCUCUGGCUGUCUGGUGGGCUCGCUGCUGUGUUGCUACAUAGGAGUAGAAAGUGUGGAGGGGAGGCCUGAAGCUACGCAGGUGAUGGCACACUGCAGGUUUGCUUCCCAGUCUGCAUUGUUGCUGUGUGCAGCUGAGUCCCUGGGAGUCUCCAUGCACCAGACUGCUGGACUUUUGUGCUGCUGCCCACAGGGCCGUUGUGGAGACAUCCAGCCCUGACACCACAGGUAGCAUACAGCCGCGCCCACUGCACUGUGGCCCCUCAGUGUUGAAAUGCUCAAGGAGUCUCAGUUUAACCUUUACCAAACUUCUAAGCUCCCUCAGGGACUAGACAACUUGAGCAGCUUUACCCUGAACCAGUGAACACAAGGGGAAACCCAGCCUGUGUCCCCGCUCCAGUGCAUUCCAGGACAUGUGCUGUGACUGGACAGGUCAUCCCCACACUACAGAAUGUGUGCUCACAGACAGCUGGCCUUGGUAGACACCCCACCCCACUUCUCAUCCUCUGCUGGAGUCACAGAAUAGCCGUAGUAGCUCAGAAGGGGUUGGGGAACGUCAGGACUUGGAAUUUUCUACACUUCUCGACACAAGGAGAGAAGUGACAAUCUCGAGGUCCAAGUGUCUGCUGUUGUAGAGAAACAGGUGAUCUGUGUGCAAAGAUUUGGAAUUUUUAAAAGUACCAAGUUCCUGAAAUUCAAUAAAAUAUUUUUAUUCA
Messenger RNA from Nannospalax galili (Upper Galilee mountains blind mole rat), 4887 nucleotides. It is a transcript of the gene Foxk2, whose product is annotated as forkhead box K2. Gene Ontology annotation, molecular function: protein binding; DNA-binding transcription factor activity, RNA polymerase II-specific; RNA polymerase II cis-regulatory region sequence-specific DNA binding. The record is from RefSeq and is a predicted model, not a curated record. Bases 110 to 2068 code for a protein of 652 amino acids. Gene Ontology annotation, biological process: regulation of transcription by RNA polymerase II. NCBI's taxonomy places the organism in Eukaryota, Metazoa, Chordata, Mammalia, Rodentia, Spalacidae. The transcript has 9 exons.